Molecule: messenger RNA, 1419 nt
Organism: Pediculus humanus corporis (human body louse)
Lineage: Eukaryota; Metazoa; Arthropoda; Insecta; Psocodea; Pediculidae
Product: NADH-ubiquinone oxidoreductase 51 kDa subunit, putative
Exons: 5
Coding region: 1-1419 (472 amino acids)
Biological process (GO): mitochondrial electron transport, NADH to ubiquinone
Molecular function (GO): FMN binding; NAD binding; 4 iron, 4 sulfur cluster binding
Source: RefSeq, a predicted model, not a curated record
AUGGCGGGCACCAUUGCUCGAUAUUCAAUAUUUAAGGGAAAUCACGUUGCUGCUGCAAGCCAAUUCAUUUGUGCUUCUCAAACUAGAAAUAACACUACUCAAGCUCCUCCAACAAAGACUAAAUUUGGUCCCUUAUGUGAUGAUGAUAGAAUAUUUACAAAUUUAUAUGGUCGACAUGAUUGGAGACUUUGUGGAGCUUACAAAAGAGGUGAUUGGUACAAAACAAAAGAAAUUUUACACAAAGGACCAGAUUGGAUUAUAAAUGAAAUAAAAAUUUCGGGUUUAAGAGGCAGAGGUGGUGCUGGAUUUCCAACCGGAAUGAAAUGGGGAUUUAUGAAUAAGCCUUCUGAUGGAAGACCUAAAUAUUUAGUUGUGAAUGCUGAUGAAGGUGAACCUGGUACUUGCAAGGAUAGAGAAAUUCUACGAAAUGACCCUCACAAACUUAUCGAAGGUUGUUUGGUAGCUGGUCGAGCCAUGGGUGCUCAAGCUGCAUAUAUUUACAUUAGAGGGGAAUUUUAUAAUGAAGCCUCAAAUAUGCAAAUUGCAAUUGCUGAAGCUUAUCAGGCAGGCCUGAUAGGUAAAAACGCUUGCAACUCUGGCUAUGAUUUUGAUGUUUUUAUGCACAGAGGUGCAGGAGCAUACAUUUGUGGUGAAGAAACAGCAUUAAUAGAAUCGAUAGAAGGAAAGCAAGGAAAACCAAGAUUAAAACCUCCUUUCCCUGCCGACAUUGGGGUCUUUGGUUGCCCCACAACUGUCUCUAACGUGGAAACCGUUGCUGUCGCUCCAACCAUUUGCAGAAGGGGAGGUUCAUGGUUUGCUUCUUUCGGUAGACCUAGGAAUUCCGGCACUAAAUUAUUUAAUAUAUCCGGUCAUGUUAAUAAUCCGUGCACCGUAGAAGAAGAAAUGUCGAUACCAUUAAAAGAAUUGAUUCAACUUCAUGCCGGAGACGUCAUCGGAGGCUGGGAUAAUUUAUUAGCCAUCAUACCAGGAGGUUCAUCUACUCCAUUGAUACCUAAAGACGUCUGCGAGGAAGCAAUUAUGGAUUUCGAUGGCCUUGUGGCGGUUCAGACGAGUUUGGGAACGGCCGCGGUUAUAGUAAUGAAUAAGCAAACCGACAUCGUAAAAGCCAUAGCGCGUUUAAUAGAAUUUUACAAGCACGAAUCGUGCGGUCAAUGCACGCCUUGCAGAGAAGGAAUAAAUUGGAUGAAUAAAAUAAUUCACAGAUUCAUAACUGGAAAUGCAGAGCCGGGUGAAAUCGACAUGUUGUGGGAACUCAGCAAGCAAAUUGAAGGUCACACGAUUUGCGCGUUGGGUGAUGGAGCCGCGUGGCCUGUACAAGGUCUCAUUCGACAUUUCCGACCCGAAUUAGAAGCAAGAAUGGAGAACAAGCAAAACGAAGCUGUAGGACAAUAUGCCUAA